UCAGAUUUCUGUGCCAGGGACUAGGAGGAGAAGGGGAAGGGAGAGGAAGGGAAGAUUUUUCUGGAGCAGAAUGGAGGGAGCAAGCCCUGAGUGUGGGGGUUCCCCUGAGUCCUUUUAGUGAAUGACCCUGGAAGAGGAGUCGGGGUGGGGAGAGAAUGCAGCCCUCCUCCCCUCAUCCCUUCUUUGCACAGCAGGUCUCCGGGACACAGCCUCCUUAACAGCUCGGAAGUUUGAGUUUAACCCAAAGUGGGGCAUUGAUAAUCCAGUCCUCUCUCUGGCUGAAGACUUCGACCCCUCCGAUCUCCAGCGCCUGCAGCGGCCUCGUUUCUGUCUGCUGAGCAAAGAGGAAGGCAGGAGUUUUGGCUUCCACCUGCAGGAGCUGGGCAGGGCUGGGCCUGUGGUGUGCAGGGUGGACCCAGGCACCUCUGCCCAGUACCAGGGCCUUCGGGAAGGGGACCGGAUCCUGGGGGUGAAUGACCGAGUCGUGGAAUGUGAAGACUACGCUGUGGUGGUUCGCUGCAUCCGGGACAGUGGGCCCCGCGUGCUGCUGACCGUCUUGGCGCAGCACGUGCAUGAUGUCGCUCGAGCUCAGCAGGGGAACAGCGCCCGCCUCUGUCCUCCUCUCGGCCCUGGGGUCCGGCCCCGACUGUGCCACGUAGUGAAAGACGAGGGUGGUUUUGGCUUCAGUGUCUCCUACAGCCAUCAGGGUCCUUUCUGGCUCGUGCUGAGCACUGGAGGAGCAGCCGAGCGGGCAGGGGUGCCCCCUGGGGCCCGGCUGCUGGAAGUGAACGGGGUCAGCGUGGAGAAGUUCACUUAUCACCAGCUCAGCAGGAAGCUUUCACAGAGUGGAGACCAAGUGACCCUGCUGGUGGCAGGGCCAGAGGUGGAGGAACGGUGUCGCCAGCUGGGAAUGCCCCUGGCUGCACCCCUGGCAGAGGGCUGGGCACUGCCCACCAGGCCCCGCCGUCUGCACCUAAAGAAAGGGUCCCAGGGCUUUGGGUUCCUGCUUCGUGAGGAGAAAGGUCUUGAUGGUCGUCCUGGACAGUUCCUGUGGGAGGUGGACCCAGGACUGCCAGCUGAGAAAGCCGGGAUGCAGGCUGGGGACCGGCUGGUAGCUGUGGCUGGGGAAAGUGUGGAGGGGCUGGGCCAUGAGGAGACGGUGGCCAGGAUCCGGGCGCAGGGCUCCUGUGUCUCCCUCAUUGUUGUCGACCCUAAAGCUGACCGCUUCUUCAGCAUGGUUCGCUUAUCCCCACUUCUCUUCUUGGAGAGCACAGAGGCUCCUGCCUCCUCGCAGGAAACCUGCUCGGCCUCUCUGGUUGAAACCAAGGACCUACCAGUUGAAGACACAGCCCUGCCUCUUGUCCCAGGCGGCUCCCGCCAGUGCUCCCUAUACCCUGCGCCCGGCGGUGGCUAUGGCUUCCGACUUAGCUGUGUGGCCAGUGAGCCUCGAAUCUUCAUCUCCCAGGUGACGCUAGGAGGCUCAGCUGCCCAGGCAGGGCUGCAAAUGGGAGACGUGAUUCUGGAGGUGAACGGGUAUCCCAUGGGUGGAGAGAAUGACCUGGAAAAGCUUCAGCAGCUGGCUGUGGCUGAGCCUCCACUUCACCUGAAGCUGGCAGCGAGGUCUUGCCAGGGCUCGGAAGCCUGCAAUCCCCCCGGGUUUGGAGAGGACUGGGCUCCGGUGUCAGAGCUGCUAUAGUCCUCUCCUGCUUGGCACAGACCUGCCCAGUGGCCUCUCCUGCUUGUGAUGGUAGGAGCUGAGAAGCUCCUUUAAGCCAGAAGGGACAGCUCUUUAAGCCAGAAGGGACAGCUCUAGGAUUCUGGGCACCUCCAAUCGCAGGAUUGCCCUGAGUCUCCCUCCCUUCCCUUGGGCCCACCUCCCAGAAGAAGGUGUGUCCAGAGGUCUUAGCCAGCCCCACUAGGGGGCGGUCUGCCCUCUGGUUCCACAGGAAGUCCUAUGGGAGCUUUGGGAGUUGUGUCCCACAGAUGGAGUUCUGCCUGAAACAAGUGGUGUGAUUUAUAAUAAAUUAUACUCUUUCCCGGCACAGAGCUCCUAAAGCCCUUGGAGUUUCCUGAGUAGUAAGAGUGAUCGUCUUUUACUCAUAACAAGCCCUUUUCAACCAAACUUAACUUUGUUAAGGAAGUGACUUUUGGAAAACACCUAAGGAUGGGGGGCUGGUUGCCAGGGAAACCAACCAUGUGAUUAGAUGGCUGGAACUUUCAGCCUACCCCAUCCCCACGCCGGGCCUCUGGGGAGAGGGGAGGUGCUGGAGGUGGAAUGAAUCACCAACCACCAAUGGUGUCAUGGACCAUGACCCCAUAGUAAAUAAAGCCUCCAUGAAAAACCAAAAAGAUGGAACCAAACAGAGAUGCGGGGAGGGUGGCACCCCCAAAGAGGACACAGGCUUCCAUGCUCGUGCCUUGCCCCCAGCAAACCUGCCACCUGGCUCUUCCUGAGUUGUGUCCUUCAUAAUAAACUUGGAAGCUAGUGAGUAAA
Messenger RNA from Mustela lutreola (European mink), 2494 nucleotides. It is a transcript of the gene NHERF4, whose product is annotated as NHERF family PDZ scaffold protein 4. Gene Ontology annotation, cellular component: apical plasma membrane. Gene Ontology annotation, molecular function: protein-membrane adaptor activity; signaling receptor binding. The transcript is spliced from 10 exons. NCBI's taxonomy places the organism in Eukaryota, Metazoa, Chordata, Mammalia, Carnivora, Mustelidae. Bases 122 to 1696 code for a protein of 524 amino acids. The record is from RefSeq and is a predicted model, not a curated record. Gene Ontology annotation, biological process: protein localization to plasma membrane.